Messenger RNA from Aspergillus aculeatus ATCC 16872, 4025 nucleotides. Its product is annotated as OSBP family protein. NCBI's taxonomy places the organism in Eukaryota, Fungi, Ascomycota, Eurotiomycetes, Eurotiales, Aspergillaceae. The coding region runs from base 115 to 3906 and encodes 1263 amino acids. Gene Ontology annotation, molecular function: sterol binding; protein binding. The transcript has 5 exons. Gene Ontology annotation, cellular component: intracellular membrane-bounded organelle; membrane; cytosol. The record is from RefSeq and is a predicted model, not a curated record. Gene Ontology annotation, biological process: exocytosis; endocytosis; piecemeal microautophagy of the nucleus.
GUUCCCAGCAAUUCCCGCUGCAUUCGGCGCUGUACUUGACACCGUACUUGACAUCCUGUGUCCAAAGGGUCCGGCUUUGGAACUGAUUGUGGUUGCGGCGAGCAGAAGAGAGAGAUGACGGAUAAGGGUGAAGGACAUAAACGUUCCCGCAGUUCUUUGGCGCUGGCAAUCUUGCACCGAGACAAGUCGCGCGAGGGUCGUGAGGGCAGUGUCAGUCGCGAUCGCGCCCAGUCACCUCCUUCCACAUCCUCUCCGGUCGGCAGCACCACGUCCUCCUUCCCUGGUAUACCAGCCGCGCGAAGCUCCAGCCGCCGUAAAACACAUCAAGAGACGAACUUGUUGCCUUCGAUGGCUGGCGAACCUCCACGAGAAUCGAUGAGCUCCCUCCGAGACGACGACAAUAUCGAGAAGCUUCCCUCUUUGUCCCAUGCCGAAGGCAGUAGCAUGUCUCUGGAUCAGUCGGUGAGAACUUUCCGCCUUUUCGAGAUCCUUCGGAGCGGCGACACCAUUGCUAUCUCUAAAGCCAUAAAAGAGACGAAGGAGCCUCAAGGGGCGACCAAUCUGUCAGGUACGACGGUUCUCCACUUGGCUAUUCAGUGCGCGGAGCCGCAAGUCGUGGAGUAUGUACUCUCGACGGGCGAAGAGUUGGAUGUGAAUGCUCAGGACCGAGAUGGCAAUACUCCCCUUCAUCUGGCCGCUCAAUUAGGACGUGGUCCUGUAGUUCGUGAGCUGCUGAGUCGGCCUUCGCUGAAUGACUCAAUUGUCAACUACGGUGGUCAAACAGCUCUUGACGUUGCCAGGACUCCCGAGAUAUUCCAGCAACUUCAGCUAGCGCGGUCACUCUUCAUUGACCAUAAAACCCAGGAGAUUCAAUCAUUAGUCUCCCAAGGUGAAUAUGCGAAACUUGAGAAGGUUUUGGAAGAGCCUCGGGUAGAGGGUGUGAUGGAUGUCGAUAGCCUGGAUCUAGUCACUGAUCCUGCUACUAUUCACUCUGGGGGAACUUUGCUACACGAAGGAGCAAGGAGGAGAGAUACGAAGCUGAUACAGAUUCUUUUGAUGCAUGGUGCCGACCCAUUCCGCCGCGACAAAAAGGGAAAGCUCCCACAAGACGUCACCAAAGAUGAAAAGACUCGUGCAAUCGUCAAAAAGUCCCCGGCUGCUGUCAUGGCUCAACGGGGUAUACAGGAGAAAGCCAUUUUAGGAACUAGCGCAACGGCCCCGAGCGUCUCUGGCCGGGUGGGCGUAGCCGAAGCUCCCUUCGCUGGCAAAGAAGCUCGUGAGAUGAGAGGAUAUCUGAAGAAAUGGACAAAUUACACCAGUGGUUAUAAGCUACGGUGGUUUGUAUUGGAGGAUGGGGUCUUGAGCUACUAUAAACAUCAAGAUGAUGCGGGCUCAGCUUGCCGGGGUGCUAUCAAUAUGAAAAUCGCCAGGCUUAACAUGGAUUCGCAGGACAAGACUCGUUUUGAAAUUUACGGCAAGUCAUCGGUCAAGUACCAUCUCAAGGCGAAUCAUGUCGUCGAGGCUAAGCGCUGGUUCUGGACGCUCAACAAUGCCAUACAAUGGGCAAAGGACGAAGCAAAAGAAGAAGAGAAGCGCCAGACAAGACAUGCCGAAGUGCUACGCCAAGCGAAGAUCGAAAAGACUGAGGGUCGGUCGCCUGAGAGCAUGUCAGACUCGCCGGGCUUCAAUACAUCUAAUAAAUUGAGUGGGAAAACCCUGGCUCCAUCAUCCAUUGCCGUACCUAGCAGUAGUGGCACACGGCUUAGCACGUAUGCAUCGCGUACAACGCUAGAAAGUGCUCCUGAAGACGAUGAAGGCUCAUUGUACGGCUCGUUGGAUCAUGCUGCAACAUCAAACGCUGUGCGCCGUCUCACUAGUCAUGCAACUACUGCGCCCGACAUUGACGGAGAUGAUGAUAUUGAUGACGAUGAUGGGGACUAUGCAUCCAGCCACGAUAUACCACCAACUGAUAAAGAUGCUCUGAAUAUCACCGCACAGUCGACCAAACUCCAGCUUGAUAUCCUUGCCCACAUUGCGGCUUCAAUGCAGGUGGAACAAUCGAGAAGCCCGAGUACAACCCUGUCAGAUCCGGCCGUCGAGCAAGCUCUGGUAGCUUACGGAGCAGCCGUGAGUAGCUUACAAGGCUUAGUGCAAAAUCUCUUGAGAAUUUCCAGGGACCGCGAUGCUUAUUGGCAAUAUAGGCUCAACCGUGAGGCCUAUCUACGUAAGAUGUGGGAAGAAAGUAUGGCUAAGAUAGCGCAUGAACAUGAAGAACUGCAGUCGCGAAUGGGUGAGUCGGAGGAGAAACGACGGCGCACCAAACGGGCGCUCAGGGAAGCAUUAGAGUCAGCUACUACUGGCCAUGUUGAUGGCCGGGCUCCUUCUCAUGCACAAACCAUCAAAGAUGACUCCGAUGUUGCAAAAGUCGAGGCUCAUACAUCCGAUGUGGUUGACAAGUGCUCACGGCUAACGGAGAAAGAGCCAGGGCAGUCGCUCAAUCACAAACAGUCAACUCUCUUGCAGAUCAACAACCUUUGUGACUCAGGGUCUGAAGAUGACGACGACGACGAGUUCUUUGAUGCAAUUGAUUCAGGGGAGAUUGAGGUGGAGAAGUUGUCAUUUGUACCUUCAGAUGAUGACGGGAGGGAGUUUCCAGAUGAAGGUAGCGAGCUUCGAGCCACCAAGCGGAAGGAAAUCAUCCCCUCAUUCACAGGGUACGAUGAGUCUGUCAGGGAACGGCUGAAAAUGGACUAUGACAACAGGCCGAAAAUCUCGCUCUGGGGUAUUCUAAAGUCUAUGAUUGGUAAGGACAUGACGAAGAUGACCCUUCCAGUCUCUUUCAACGAGCCAACGUCGUUGCUUCAGCGAGUGGCUGAAGACCUGGAAUAUGCGGACCUCCUGGACGUUGCCGCUGAUAGACCCGACUCCAUGGAGCGGUUGUUAUACGUCGCUGCGUAUGCUGCAAGCGAAUAUGCAUCGACCAUUGGCCGUGUGGCAAAGCCUUUCAACCCCCUCCUUGGUGAAACAUUCGAAUAUGUCCGGCCUGACAAAGGUUACCGGUUCUUUAUUGAGCAGGUCAGCCACCACCCACCGAUAGGCGCUGCCUGGGCUGAGUCAACCAAAUGGGAUUACUAUGGCGAGUCUGCUCUCAAAUCGAAGUUCUACGGGAAAUCUUUCGACAUCAAUCUCUUAGGGACAUGGUUCCUUCGAUUGCGCCCGGCAUGCGGAGGAGAGGAACUAUACACUUGGAAGAAAGUCACCUCAUCUGUUAUUGGCAUCAUUACUGGUAACCCAACGGUCGACAACUACGGGUUAAUGGAGAUCAAAAAUUGGACAACCGGCGAGAUCUGCUACCUGGAUUUUAAACCCAGGGGAUGGAAGGCAUCCUCUGCCUAUCAGGUGUCCGGGAAAGUAGUAGAUCGAGAUGGAACCCCAAAAUGGAGUAUUGGCGGUCGGUGGAAUGACAAAAUAUAUGCGCGUCAUACUCCCGGGUUUGAGGCGCCGGUGUCUGGCCAGGAUCCCGAAUCAAACAAGACGCUUUUGGUCUGGCAAUGUCAUGCGCGCCCAAGCGGAAUUCCGUUCAAUUUGACUCCGUUCGUCAUCACCCUUAACGCUCUGCCGAAUGGUCUCAAGGAGCACCUUCCUCCUACGGACACACGGCUUCGACCUGACCAGCGUGCGAUGGAAGAAGGUGAAUAUGAUUUGGCGGCCAGUGAGAAGCACCGGGUGGAAGAAAAGCAACGAGCCAAGCGCAGAGAGCGCGCGACCAACGGGGAAGAGUACCAGCCCAAGUGGUUCACGCGAGCCCAGUGCCCGAUCACCGGAGAGGAGUACUGGGCACACAACGGUAAUUAUUGGAAGUGCCGAGAAUCCCACGAUUGGAGUGUCUGUGAGGAUAUUUUCUGAGGGGAAGUAAUGUGUAUGUUUGAUGCGUGGUUACUCCCACUGUAACUAUGAUUUCACACUGGACGGACACAUGCCUGCAUGGCUGAAUGAUUGAAGAUGCUAUGCAUCUUGACUGUAGC